AUGUCCACUGUUUCCGCUGCCUCUAAAAAACCAGCCUCUAAGGCACCAGCCAAGAAGACCGCCUCUACUUCUGAACCAACUAAAAAGAGAAAUAAGGCUAGAAAGGAAACAUACUCUUCAUAUAUCUACAAGGUUUUGAAACAAACACAUCCAGACACUGGUAUUUCCCAAAAGUCUAUGAGUAUUUUAAACUCUUUUGUUAACGAUAUUUUUGAAAGAAUUGCUACUGAAGCUUCCAAAUUGGCCGCUUAUAACAAGAAAUCUACUAUAUCUGCUAGAGAAAUCCAAACUGCCGUAAGAUUAAUUUUACCUGGUGAAUUAGCUAAACAUGCUGUUUCUGAAGGUACUAGAUCCGUUACAAAAUAUUCUUCUUCUACUCAAUCUUAG
Messenger RNA from Saccharomycodes ludwigii, 387 nucleotides. RefSeq names its product histone H2B (gene HTB1). Gene Ontology annotation, molecular function: DNA binding; protein heterodimerization activity; structural constituent of chromatin. Gene Ontology annotation, cellular component: nucleosome. NCBI's taxonomy places the organism in Eukaryota, Fungi, Ascomycota, Saccharomycetes, Saccharomycodales, Saccharomycodaceae. The transcript has a single exon. The record is from RefSeq and is a predicted model, not a curated record. The coding region runs from base 1 to 387 and encodes 128 amino acids. Gene Ontology annotation, biological process: nucleosome assembly.